AUGGAGAAGAUCAUUAAGAAGGCCUUGGUACAGUUCCUCGAGCAGCACCAUCUCCUUUCUGAUGCCCAACACGGCUUUCGAAGUGGUAGGUCCUGCCUCACGAAUAUGCUCUUUGCUCUCGAACGCUGGACCAAAGCACGUGAUGAAGGCAAGGUGGUGCACGCCAUCUACAUCGACUUCAAAAAGGCUUUCGACAGCGUUCCUCAUCAACGUCUCCUGUACAAACUGCGCAACGCUGGAAUUCGUGGACGCCUUCUUGUAUGGAUCCAGAGCUUUCUGGCUGGACGGUCCCAGAGAGUGCAGGUCGGGCGUCAACAGUCCUCAGAUGUAAGCGUGGUGAGUGGCGUCCCACAGGGCUCAGUCUUAGGUCCCACGUUAUUCCUCGUUUUCGUAAAUGACUGCGUCAAGGACCUAGACUGUGAUGCCAUCCUGUUUGCCGACGACAUAAAAUUGUGGAAAGUUAUUCACGAUGCGGCAGACGCAGACCACCUGCAAGCAAACUUGAACAGGCUCGAAGACUGGUCGAAGCGCUGGCUUAUGCCCUUCAAUAUAAGCAAGUGUAACUUUCUUCAACUCGGCGGCUUCAGAGCCCCCAGCCCCAGGACCUACUUUCUAAACGGCACACCACUGCAACAGGUUGACAGUCAGAAGGGCCUGGGUGUAUGGAUUACAUCUUCACUCAAACCAACAUUGCACUGCGCGAAGGCGGCUAAAUCGGCUACGGCCACAUUGCAACUCAUUAGGCGAGCAUUUAUGGGAUUUGACCCUGACUGCUUUUCCAAAAUAUUUGGCACCUUCGUGCGACCUCAUCUAGAAUACGCCAUACAGGCGUGGAGACCCUGGACUGCCAAGGAUUAUACCGUCUUGGAGAAGGCCCAGAGACGGGCGACCAAAAUGACACAAGGUCUGGGAGCACUGCCCUAUGAAACCAGACUGUCAAUCCUAAACCUGUUUCCCCUUUCCUACAGGCAAUUACGUGGUGACCGUAUACUAACAUUUCGCAUCAUUAACGGCCUAGACUGUUGUUUAUAUCCCACUGAAUAUUUCACCCAAGCUAACACGCCCACUUUGCGCGGUCAUUCCCUAAAACUACGCGCAGGGAAAUCAAGAACCAAUGGACGAAAGUCCUUUUUCAGUAACAGAGUGGUUGCAGCCUGGAAUGCCCUACCUACAGAUGUUGUAACCUCCUCCUGUGUGAACUCCUUCAAGUGUAAACUUGACCUGCAUCAAGCUUCCCAAUUACCACCCCCACAUCCACUCACAUAA
This is a messenger RNA of Spirometra erinaceieuropaei, 1266 nucleotides long. The record is from the annotation of a GenBank genome assembly. NCBI's taxonomy places the organism in Eukaryota, Metazoa, Platyhelminthes, Cestoda, Diphyllobothriidea, Diphyllobothriidae.